AUGGAGCAUCAGAAGUGCUAUCUAUUUAAACCCCAAGGCGGCCGGCCAGCCAAGAGGCGGCGCCUAAACAACUCUGACCUACCUUCCUCCUGGCCCCUGAGGGAAGCGACGUACAAUGAGCUCUGGGCUACUCAAGAAAAGCGUAUCAAGGAUGUACUUUCGGAAGUCAACAGAACCACGACAGGGGAGAUCACAUCCUUCGUAUCCGCAUCUGCGACUGAGUCCCGCACCUCUGCGUACAAGAUACCGACCGGACUUGUCGUUGCUGGGCCGAGCAUUGCAUCUCACCGGACUUUGUUUGAGCAUCUAGGGCGCGAAAUCGUUGCUCAAACUCGUAGCGCUUUUGUCUUGCUCACCUCUGCUGAAUGUCCAAACUUGAAAACACUGCUCAAGAACCUUAUCAAGAAUGCUACAGCACGCUCGACUGAAGAAGACGAGGACGAUGAAGUGGCCGGCAACGCUUCCCAGAAGGGGCCGAAGCUUCUCACUUAUGACUUACAGCUACUGUAUCUAUGGUUUAGGAUCCAAGAUCUGGACCAGCUAGUUGUAGCUUUCCAGGACAGCGAGGCAUUUGACGGCUCGUUACUCGGAGAAGCUAUCGAGUUGCUCAGGUUCUGGUCGGACCGCACACCGUUUGUCUUGCUUUUUGGAAUAGCGACGACCGUUGAAACCUUCGAAAACAAGCUGCCUCGAGCUGCAAAGCGGUGUAUCGAGGGGCAGAAGUUCGAUGUGACUCAAGCCGACGAAAUCCUCGAACGAGUUUUACAUGCAGCCAUUGACGGUGAUGAUGUUCCUCUAAGGCUGGGGCCGGCGCUAAGUACGCAGUUGCUUGACAGACAGAAGGACCACGUUCAGAGCGUAGAUGCUUUUGUUGAAGGCCUCAAGUACGCCUAUAUGUCCCACUUCUACGCUAAUCCCCUGAGUCUGCUUCUCCGCAAAGAUCUGAAAUUUGAACAAAUGUCCGGUGAUGACUUUGAGGCCGUCCGCAAUCUGGGUUCCUUUCGCGAGUUAGCCGAGCGGUUGCUCGACAACGGUGAAGCAGCACUAGUUCGAUCUCUGCUCGAUUCUGAUGCAGCUCUGUUCAAUUAUACAAGGGGGCAGCUCGAUGAGGGGCAGCUCAAAGUCUCAAGCAUGGUCGGGGCCCUAGAGACGUUGAACGUGCUCCGCGGCUGCUUUCCGAAGAUGCCGGUCAUCCCUCUCUCGUCGCUUUAUGUUAGGGCAGUCUCAGGGGAGCUCAACGGAUCGCCCGCAGUCCGUGAAUUGCUAAUUUCUGUCAAGAAAGCAUCUUCGGAUAUUUUCAUCCAGAUUCUGGAUUCCUUGCUAGCAUGGACGCCAGAGGAUGCUCAGUCAAUCGUGUGCUCUCUUCGUGAACGGCUUGCUGCUCUGAUGGAGUCCAAUGAGGACUGUUCGACACCCCUUAGAAGCGAGCACGACUUGCGUAACGAGACACUCAGGACGACCGUUGUUGCACAGAAAGUAGAGUUGAGCAAACAGAAGUCGGCACUAUCCAAGAGAGAUGCCGCAUACUCAAAGCUGGUCGAUGAGUGUCACAGUCGGCUAGAAGCUUACUUUGCCGAGAUGUUCAUCAAUCCGCAGGAAAUUUUUCUUCAUGAAAUAUUUCUUUACGAUCUCAAAUCACCGCACAAGGACGCCUUCACUCCAAGGCCCCGAUACGCAGUGGAGCGAGCUUUGUCAGCGCCUCAAGAUUAUCUGGGAUGCGAUUGCUGUCGUCCGGCUGCUGGCAACGACGGCACUGAGAGCACGCUAUCCUCUACGCAACCUGCGACUACGAUUAUGUACCAGCUCUAUCUGGAGUCUGGUUCCCUGAUCAAUGUCAGCGAUCUUUGGUCAGCGUUUCAAGCAAUCAUGGGUGACGAUGAUGACGAACAGGGUCUCACGAUGGCGUUGUUCCAGCGCGCACUAGCGGAGCUAAGAUGCCUUGGUCUGAUCAAGAGCAGCAGAAAGAAGACGGACCAUGUGGCAAAGCUGGCAUGGAAGGGGCUCUAA
Messenger RNA from Coniosporium apollinis CBS 100218, 2007 nucleotides. RefSeq lists its product as uncharacterized. NCBI's taxonomy places the organism in Eukaryota, Fungi, Ascomycota, Dothideomycetes. The coding region runs from base 1 to 2007 and encodes 668 amino acids. The transcript is spliced from 7 exons. Gene Ontology annotation, biological process: DNA replication initiation; DNA replication. Gene Ontology annotation, cellular component: DNA replication preinitiation complex; nuclear origin of replication recognition complex; nuclear pre-replicative complex. Gene Ontology annotation, molecular function: DNA replication origin binding. The record is from RefSeq and is a predicted model, not a curated record.